UGCUUCUUAACUUCUCAUUGCUGUUAAGGAGUUUUAUUCCGGAUUUCAGCAACAGUUUUGGCGACCCAGAUGGGACCUUGAGAGUGAGACUGGAUGAGAUCGAGUGUUGAUCGAACUCCAGCCGGCACCGAGGGAUUCUCGGGGAGAACCAUCCCUCUUGACUCACAAAGCUCCUCGCAAAGUUCCCUGGAAAAAGGGUAAGGCACUUCUUCUUUGAAAUUUGUUUGGAUAGCCUGCCCGUAAGACACGGCGAAAGCUUCGCAGGGUUGGGGCUCAGAGGGUACCCGUUUGCAUUGGAAGCCUAGGCGUCUGCCCGUAAGUCAUAAGCGAAAGCUAUUGCUGGGUUGGACAUUUGUGUAUUUGGGACAAUUGUCAUUUGCAUUUGUUUGGUAUUCGGUAUUUGAUAUUUGGCAUUUGAUAUUUGGUUAUUAAUAUUUGGCACUUGAUAUUUGAUAUUUGGUAUAUUUGGUAUUUGAUAUAUAAGUAUAAUGGCAUUAGCCAAAUUAUUUAAGAGUAAGAGUGUGGGAAAUAUAAACACUAAUGAAAAGAUACCGAAAACAUCACCAUUGGGAUGUUUAUUGGCACAUUGGGGUGAAUUACAUGAUGAUUUACGUAAAAGUCAGAUGAUUGAAUAUUGUAAUCAUUGGUGGCCUUUGUAUGUUUUGGAAGAUAGGGAAAAAUGGCCAACAAAUGGAACUUUAAGUUAUAAUACUAUAUUACAGUUAGUGUUAUUUUGUAGGAGAGAGGGUAAAUGGAGUGAAGUGCCAUAUGUGGAUUUGUUCUUUUAUUUGAGGCAGAGAACGGACUGGCAAAAAGAAUGCAAGUUAAUUAGUCGAGAUAAUUUGGUGAUGACAUUAACUUCAGAAAAUAAGAAAGCUAAGAGUAGUUGUUCGGCUUGUGAUAUUGGAAAGAGGUGCAUUAGAUGUACGGUACCAAAAGAGGAUGAAAUGGAACUAGAAUUAGAAAUAGCCCCACCAAGGGAGGAGCAGGAUCUCUCUCCCUCACAUGCAUGGGAAAGGAGUAUUGAAUCAGGGAGAAUAAUAGAACCGGAUAGUACUAGAAUGAGGGAAGAAGCUGAUGAGACACCAGAAGUAGUAAUUCAUACUCCAGUGUCUCAGAGAACUCAUCAGCAAUCUCAAUUGUUGGCUCCCUUGAGACAGGGAGUGGGACAGCAUGGGCCAGUAUAUGUCAAAGUGCCAUUUUCUAUUAUGGAUUUGAUGGCAUGGAAACAGGCAGCAGGGGUUUAUAGAGAAGAUCCGGAGAGAGUAGGAAGGGUUGUAGAAACAAUUAUUAGAACUCAGGAUCCCAAUUGGAAUGAUUUACAAGUAAUAUUGGAUAAUUUAUUGGAUAGUACUGAAAACCAGAUGGUAUUAAAAACCGGAAAAGCACAAGCAGAGGCAGCACUUAUGAAUGAAACGCUCUCUGGAACUUUGGAACAGAGUUUUCCUUCGGGAGAUCCCCAGUGGGAUCCGAAUGACCCUGUACACAGGAGAAGGUUAACUCGAUACCAAAAAUGGGUAUUGUAUGGAGUAAAGCAUGCAAUGCCGAAAGCUUUGAAUUGGUCUAAAUUACAUGAGAUAAAGCAAGAUAAAAAUGAAUCUCCCUCUGUGUUUUUGGAAAAAUUGAAGGAAACUGCUAGAAAAUAUACUGAUUUAAAAUUGGAAACAGAGGCAGAACAACAACAAUUGGCUUCGAUUUUUAUGGGACAGUCAGUGCCUGAUAUAAGGCGAAAACUCCAAAAAUUGGAGGGAGAGGACUCAAGAAAUUUGAAUAAAAUGUUAGAAACAGCAUGGAAAGUCUAUAAUAAUCGAGAGAAGGAAGAAGAGCAAAGAAAAGAAAAGAAAGAAAAGAUCAGAGACAGUAGAUUAAUAGCUGUCUUAACAGGGCAUGCGGCAAGAGGAAGAGGACGAACUCGAGGAAGAGGAGGUUUUAGAAACUUUGGUAACCGGGAACCUAAUGCACCUCUAGGAAUGAAUCAGUGUGCAUAUUGUAGGGAGGAUGGACAUUGGAAAAAGGAUUGCACUAAACUGCAAACAAAUCAGCAAGAGGCUGCAAAAAUGAUGACUUUAAAUGAAUGAAGGGGACCGGAGGGGAACCCAGCUGAACCUCUGGUUACAAUUAAGCUGGGAGAUGAUAAAGUUGAAUUUUUAGUUGAUAUGGGAGCAGUAUAUUCUGUUUUGAAUACUUAUAAAGGGAAAUUGGGAAAUAAAACAGCUAACAUAAUUGGAGCGACUGGGAAACAGGAAAAUAGACCAUUCUUUCAACCCCUUGAUUUAAAAUUUGGAAAUAAGGCAAUUACACAUGAAUUUUUGUAUGUGCCAGAAUGUCCGAUACCCUUGUUGGGUUGAGAUCUGUUAUCCAAAUUAAAUGCACAGAUAGCUUUUGAGGGAGGAGAAAUUCUUUUAAAAAUACCAGAAUCAAAGACAGGAGAAAUAUUGAUGAUACAGGAGAAGGUUAAGAUUCAGGAGAUGCCACAAGAAGUUGAUGAUGCUGUGAUCCCUACAGUUUGGAACACAGAGAUACCUGGAAAAUCUAAAAUGGCACAGCCUGUAAAGGUAGAACUGAAGGAAAAUGUGAAGCCAGUGAGAUUAAAGCAGUAUCCAAUUAAGCCUGAGGCUAGAUUGGGAAUCAAGAAAUUAAUUGAUAAAUUUUUGGAAUAUGGAAUUUUAGAGGAGUGUGAAUCUGAAUAUAAUACUCCAAUUUUACCAGUGAAAAAGCCAUCAGGAGAAUAUAGAUUAGUACAGGAUUUGAGGGCGAUAAAUCAGAUAGUAAAAGAUAUACAUCCUGUAGUGGCCAAUCCAUAUACACUUUUAACAGCUCUAGGGGAGAAUCAUCAGUGGUUUACAGUGCUUGAUUUGAAGGAUGCUUUCUUUUGUAUACCCCUGGAAGAAGGAAGUCGAAAAUUAUUUGCUUUCGAGUGGGAAAAUC
This is a messenger RNA of Aquila chrysaetos chrysaetos, 2928 nucleotides long. RefSeq lists its product as uncharacterized. Gene Ontology annotation, molecular function: nucleic acid binding; zinc ion binding. The record is from RefSeq and is a predicted model, not a curated record. NCBI's taxonomy places the organism in Eukaryota, Metazoa, Chordata, Aves, Accipitriformes, Accipitridae. The transcript is spliced from 2 exons. Gene Ontology annotation, biological process: virion assembly. The coding region runs from base 489 to 2078 and encodes 529 amino acids.